Melampsora larici-populina 98AG31 is the source of this 507-nucleotide messenger RNA. RefSeq lists its product as uncharacterized. The coding region runs from base 1 to 507 and encodes 168 amino acids. The transcript is spliced from 4 exons. The record is from RefSeq and is a predicted model, not a curated record. Lineage: Eukaryota; Fungi; Basidiomycota; Pucciniomycetes; Pucciniales; Melampsoraceae.
AUGACCAAACUCUCAACUACACUUCUUGCUGUUGUCUUCGCAACAUCUCCAUUUCUAGCCCAGGCGAUCCAUUUUAGUGGACCUGACUUCAAAGUCCAAGGUGUUCCGCAACCUUGGGUUGAGGAUGACCUCCAAGGCGGUCUUGAGAAGUUUUAUCAAAGCGUAGAUGCAGGAGAGCCAGAUGGCGUAAUCGCUCAGAUACACAAUUACCCGAGUGCCAAGUUCGAUUAUUUGGGGCAUGUUCUCAAGGGAAACCAAAUUGGCGACGCCCUGGCAGCGCAGAUGGUUCAUCUACAGCGCACAUACGAGACAGAAAUUUCCUCAGCAAAGUGCACAGAAAACUCAGACCAAGAAAAGGUUCAGAUCAAAUUAUUGGGUAAAGUGACUGUGAAGGAACCAAACGGGGAGAAUCAAGACGAGGGCCUAGACGCAACCAUCACUUUUGUGAAACACAAAGGACAACUCAAAGUCUCCGGUUUUAAGAGGGUCUUUGCUGAACUUGAGUAG